Molecule: messenger RNA, 5688 nt
Organism: Vitis vinifera (wine grape)
Lineage: Eukaryota; Viridiplantae; Streptophyta; Magnoliopsida; Vitales; Vitaceae
Product: sister chromatid cohesion protein PDS5 homolog A
Exons: 33
Coding region: 150-5249 (1699 amino acids)
Biological process (GO): mitotic sister chromatid cohesion; DNA repair
Cellular component (GO): nucleus; chromatin
Source: RefSeq, a predicted model, not a curated record
UUUGGUUGAAUUUCACUCGCAUUUAGAGUUCAUUUCGCAGUGGUGUUGGGAGAAACCCUCUUUUCGUCUCACUUUUCACGCCCUAUCGACCCGAUGGUACGGUGAGAGAGCUCGUGAAGCUCGAAACGUCGCCGUUUUUGGUCAAGAGAAUGGAUCAGAAGCGUCAGCAGCAGCUCAGGGACGUCGGAUCGAAGCUCGAGAACCCUCCGGCCACCAAAGACGCUCUCGUUAAGCUCUUAAAGCAAGCUGCAACAUGUUUAACUGAGUUGGAUCAAUCACCGUCAGCAUCAAUUUUGGAAUCACUGCAGCCUUCUCUGAACGCAAUUGUCAAGCCAGAACUGCUGAAACACCAAGAUAGGGAUGUUAAGCUUCUCGUUGCAACAUGUAUUUGUGAGAUAACCCGGAUUACUGCUCCUGAGGCUCCUUAUAGUGAUGAUGUUCUGAAGGAUAUCUUUCGCUUGAUUGUGAGCACUUUUAGUGGGUUAAGUGAUACAAAUGGUCCAGCAUUUGGAAGGAGAGUUGUUAUCUUGGAGACUCUAGCAAGAUAUAGGUCAUGUGUUGUGAUGUUGGAUCUUGAGUGUGAUGAUCUAGUGAAUGAAAUGUUCCGUACAUUUUUUUCUGUUGCGAGGGAUGAUCAUCCUGAAAGUGUCUUAACAUCAAUGCAAACUAUCAUGGUUGUUCUCUUGGAAGAGAGUGAGGAUGUUCGGGAAGAUCUUUUAUUUUCUAUCCUGUCUAUUUUAGGUCGCAAUAAGAGUGAUGUUACGACAGCUGCAAGGAGGCUUGCUAUGAAUGUUAUAGAGCAUUGUGCAGCAAAACUUGAACCUGGCAUAAAACAGUUUCUGGUGUCAUCGAUUUCAGGAGAUAACAGGUCGAUGAACAGCGAAAUUGACUACCAUGAAGUUAUCUAUGACAUUUAUCGUUGUGCUCCUCAGAUCCUAUCGGGAGUUACUCCCUACCUCACAGGAGAGCUAUUGACAGAUAAUUUAGAUACUCGUUUGAAAGCGGUGAAAUUAGUUGGAGACCUGUUUGCUUUGCCGGGUUUGGCUAUUUCUGAAGCAUUUCAACCUAUAUUUUCGGAGUUUUUGAAGAGGUUGGCUGAUAGAGUAGUUGGGGUUCGUAUGUCUGUCCUCGAACAUGUCAAAAGUUGUCUGCUGUCCAAUCCUUCUAGAGCCGAAGCUCCUCAGAUCAUUUCUGCACUUUGUGACCGGCUGUUAGAUUAUGAUGAAAAUGUUCGGAAACAAGUUGUUGCUGUAAUUUGUGAUGUGGCCUGUCACUCUCUAAGUUCCAUCCCAGUUGAAACUGCAAAGCUAGUUGCUGAGCGUCUCCGAGACAAAUCUGUACUUGUUAAAAAGUAUACCCUAGAGAGGCUGGCUGAGAUCUACAAUCUUUAUUGCUUGAGAUGUUGUGAUGGCUCACUGAAUCCCAGUGAAUUUGAUUGGAUUCCUGGGAAGAUUCUAAGAUGUUUUUAUGAUAAAGAUUUCAGAUCAGAUACAAUUGAAUCGGUCCUGUGUGAGACCCUGUUUCCAACUGAAUUCUCAAUCAAAGAUAAGGUUAAACAUUGGGUAAGAGUUUUCUCAGGAUUUGACAAAGUUGAGGUUAAGGCUCUUGAAAAGAUACUGGAGCAGAAACAAAGGUUGCAACAAGAGAUGCAGAGGUAUCUGUCUCUUAAGCAGAUGCAUCAGGAUGGUGAAGGUCCUGAGAUCCAAAAAAAGGUCACCUACUGCCUCAGAAUUAUGUCUCGCUUGUUUGCUGACCCUGCAAAGGCUGAGGAGAAUUUUCAGAUACUUGAUCAAUUAAAAGAUGUUAACAUUUGGAAGAUUUUAUCAAGUUUAAUUGAUCCAAAGACUAGUUUCCAUCAAGCUUGUUCCUCUCGGGAUGAUUUGUUUAGGAUUCUUGGUGAGAAACACCGUCUCUAUGAUUUCUUAGGCACACUCUCUUUGAAGUGCUCUUAUUUACUUUUCAACAAGGAGCAUGUGAAAGAAUUCCUUCUGGAGGCUGCCAUUCAAAAAUCUUCUGGAAACACCCAAUAUAUUCAAUCUUGCAUGAAUGUAUUAGUGGUUCUUGCACGCUUCAGUCCGUUGCUACUGAGUGGGGCUGAAGAAGAUCUAGUUCAUCUUCUAAAAGAUGACAAUGAAAUAAUAAAAGAAGGUGUUUUACAUAUUCUAGCAAAGGCUGGUGGAACCAUCCGAGAACAACUGGCUGUGACAUCCAGUUCAGUGGAUCUUAUAUUGGAAAGGCUAUGUCUAGAAGGUAGUCGGAGACAAGCCAAGUAUGCUGUACAUGCGCUUGCAGCAAUAACAAAGGAUGAUGGGCUCAAGUCACUCUCUGUUUUAUACAAGAGGCUUGUGGAUAUGCUGGAUAAGAAGACACAUUUGCCUGCUGUCCUACAGUCUCUUGGGUGCAUAGCACAGACUGCAAUGCCAGUUUUCGAAACUAGAGAGAGUGAGAUUGAAGGAUUUAUAAAAUGCGAAAUUCUAAAGUGUAGUAGUAAAGCAGAAGAUAAUGCAAAAGCAUGUUGGGAUGAUAGAAGUGAGCUUUGUCUAUUGAAGAUAUUUGGAAUCAAAACAAUGGUCAAAAGCUACUUGCCUGUCAAAGAUGCACAUCUUCGGCUUGGGAUUGAUGACCUUCUGGAAAUCCUUAAAAACAUUCUUUUGUUUGGAGAGAUUUCGAAAGAUAUAGAAUCAAGUGCAGUUGAUAAAGCCCAUUUGAGGCUUGCAGCUGCAAAGGCAAUUCUUCGUCUGGCUAGGCACUGGGAUCAUAAGAUACCUGUUGGUGUCUUUCACCUAACCUUGAGAACAUCAGAGAGUAGUUUUCCUCAAGCAAAGAAACUGUUCCUGAGCAAAGUUCAUCAAUACAUAAAGGACCGCCUUUUGGAUGCAAAAUAUGCUUGUGCCUUCUCAUUUAACAUUGUCGGAUCCCAACCAUCUGAGUUUGAAGAGGACAAACACAACCUGGGUGAUAUUAUCCAAAUGUAUCAUCAAGCCAAGGCACGACAACUUUCUACACAGUCUGAUGCAAGCUCCCUGGCUUAUCCUGAAUUCAUACUCCCAUACUUGGUCCAUGCCCUUGCUCAUCAUUCUUGUCCUGAUAUCGAUGAAUGCAAGGAUGUCAAAGCAUUUGAACCAAUAUACUGGAAACUGCAUAUAUUUCUUUCUAUGCUGGUGCAUGGAGAUGAAGAUACCAAGGCAGAAGCUGGCGCUGACAAGGAAAAGGAGGGUAUUUCUGCAAUAAUCUCUAUCUUUCAAAGUAUCAAGCUCUCAGAAGAUAUAGUUGAUGCAGCAAAGUCAAAGAAUUCCCAUGCUCUUUGUGACCUUGGGCUGUCAAUCAUCAAGCGGUUAGUUCAAAAACAGGAUGAUGUUCAAGGGUUGACUUCGUCAAUCACUCUACCUCCAAUUCUGUACAAACUGUGUGAAAAGAAGGAGGGGGAUGAUUCUGUGGCCAGUGAAGGGCAAACGUGGCUGGCUGAUGAGAGUGUGUUGACCCACUUUGAAUCUCUUAAGUUAGAAACUAAUGGAAUGGUUGAUGAAGAAGGGGUCAUAAACGACAAUGAUAGAGAUGGAAAUGAAUUGCCGCUGGGGAAAAUGAUAAAACGCUUGAAAUCUAGGGGAACCAAAUCAAGAAAAGUGAAGAACAAGAAGUCUUCACCAGCUAAGAAGAAACAUGCUGAAAACGAUGUUGAUAUCUUGAAAAUGGUGAGGGAAAUAAAUUUUGAUGCUAUGGGAAUGUCUAGUAAAUUUGAAUCAAGCAAUGGUCAUGAAUAUUCGUCACAUAGAAAAUCAAAAAUGGGUCAGAAACAUGAAAAGAAGAAAAGAAGAAGAUCCACUGAAGUAACACCAGUUACAGUACCUAAACGGCGUAGAUCAUCAUCUGCUAAAUCGUCUCUCCCAAGGAGUGCUUCAAAGGGUUCUGUAAGAGCUUUGCGUGAUAAUUUGCAUCAGGCAGGGGUAUCUUCAUUUCAGUCCACUGAUAUGGAUUCAGAAGUUCACACUGAUUCGGAGGAUAAAGUGUCUGCAUUGAAAAAUAUAGGCGAACCUGCUGAGUCAGACUUGUUGGUAUCAUGCUUCCGAAGGAAUUCAAACUUUUUAUCAAAACGCAAAGGAAAAGGCUCUGACAAGGGUGAUAAUGAUGAGGCUCGUAUUGUUGGAGAAGAUGAAGAUCAUGAUUUGAGGAAGCCUAAUGUGCCAAUGGAGACUGAUAAGAUCCAUACAGCAAGUAAUGUCAAGUCUUCCACAGGAUCUACCAAGAAGCGGAAAAGAAGAAGCAUUGCAGGAUUGGCAAAGUCCACAUCAAAGGAAGGGAGGAGUCAUGCUGCAGACUUGAUUGAUUGCAGAAUAAAAGUUUGGUGGCCAAUGGAUAAGCAGUUUUAUGAAGGCGUAGUGAAAUCUUAUGACCCUAAAGCGAGAAAACAUGUGGUAUUAUAUGAUGAUGGGGAUGUGGAAGUGCUUCGUUUAGCCAGGGAACGCUGGGAGCUUGUUGAAAAUGUUGCAAAGCCUGCUAAGAAGUUGAAUUCAUCAAAGACCCCACCUUCUAAAGGAGUAUCAGCUGACCAGAAAAAUAAGUUUUUGAAUGGUUCACAACAGAACAAGAAACCAAUUAAAUCCUCAUCCUCUAAAGUAAGAGGCAAAAGAACUCCAAGGAAAAAUUUGAAGCAUGUAGAGAAGGCUGGGUUAGAGAGUAACACUGCUACUGAAUUUUGUGAAGUUGAGAGCAGAGGGAGCUCUGAUGUAUCAAAUCCAGAACCUAAUGCAAUGUCCAAAGUUGAAGAUAUGAACUCAGGUGAUUCAGAAGAGAAACUGAAUGAAAGAUCGGAGAAGGGUCUUACUGGUGGGGAAGAAUCUGACAAGGAAGAGAAAUCAAUUUCGGAAGGGAAACAGGUGGAGGAUAAGGAGAAGAGGCCAAGUGAUACAGAGGAAUCAGAGAAGGAAGAAAAACCUUAUUCUGAGGGGAGACCUGUUGAGGAUAAGGAGGGCAUCUGCCAAGAUGCUCAGGAAUCCCCUGAAAAAAAGGAAUCUUAUUCAGAAGAGAGAGAACCAGAAGAAUCAAAAAGAGACUCACCUUCUGGUGAGGAAGCCAACAAAGAAGAGCAAUCAGAUUCUGAAGAGACUCAAGCAGAAAAUUUGGAGAGUAAUCCAACAGACAUGGAUAAAUCUAGCAAGAAAACUUCAGAUCCUUCAAACACCGAGGAUGCCAAAAAUUCUGAUGAUGAGCCUCUUAGCAUGUGGAAGCGUCGAGUAGGAAAACCAGUCUAGAGUGCUGAUGAGUUUAGCAGUAAGGUCAUUAUACCCUGCCCCUCUCGUAAUAAUUCACAAAGCUGUGGUGUCAUGGUGAAUCCCCAGCUGAGGGUGAGAGAAGAUGAAUACCACAUAUGAUCUUAACUAUGCCUCACUAAUAAAUUGUAUGGUGGCCUACUGCAGCAUGUUGUAUGUAACAGUUGGCAUACCCAUGACGAUGCUAGAUCAUUGGUGGAAUCCUGUAUGUGACCCCCCCCUGUAACUGAUGAAUGGUUUGCACCAGUCUCACCAAUGACUAUGGAUGAUGGAUUAUGGGUCUCAUGUACAGUCAUAGUUAACAUACACUGUAAAUCUUUUAACUUUGGCAUCUGGGAUUUAUUUAGUUAGUUGGUUUAUUCAUGUGUGACCUUAACUCAUCAAAUUAAGAACCAUUCACACCCUAGUGGUUUGCCAUUCA